GACACCGCCACACAAGUCCGGCGAGUCGGCGGCGAGCGUAGAGACACGUAGAGACGCGGCGCGUAAGGGCUUGCGGACCGGAAUCGAACCGCGGGUGUCGAAGGUGGUUUCUCGUUUCUCUCUUCACUGCUGGUGUCCUCCUGAAGCACGCCACACGGGAAACGCGUCGGACGCACCAGUCAUCACGCACGUCAAAGCUGGGGCACGCCACGCACUGCAGCAACAGCAGCAGCAGCGACGAUUGAGAUCGGGUUGGCACAAUUCGACGUCUCCGCGCAACUGCCCGGUGACCGAGCGAACGUGUUGGUUCUCGGCCGUGUCCGUCCGUCAUAUUAUAUUCCCGGCCCCGAGAGAGUGAGAGAGGAGCAAGGUUGCUGGCACACGUAGUUGGUGUUGCGACGCAGCGGGAGGAGGCGGCGGAGGAAGAGACGGACGGCGGCGGCGGUGGCGAUACGUUGCGCGGUACGGAGCGGAGCGAGAACGAGCGGAUCGGGGACUGCCGAUUGCCGGCCAUGGAGAAGCGGAUAGAACUCGAGAAGCGGGGAAAGAAGCCCGGCGACAUCAAAGAACUUGUUCUUGAUAAUUGCCGGAGUACGCAAAUUGUGGGCCUGACAAAUGAAUUCAGCGCUCUGGAAUCAUUAAGUCUUAUCAACGUGGGUCUUACCAGUCUAAAAGGCUUCCCAAAAUUGUCCAGUCUUAAAAAGUUGGAAUUAAGCGACAAUCGGAUUUCGGGCGGUUUAAAUCUGCUUGAUUCGAGCCCGAAGUUGACUCAUCUGAAUCUGAGUGGAAACAAGAUCAAAGAUCUCGAUACGCUACAGCCAUUGAAAGAGUUCAAGAACCUGAAGAGUCUGGAUCUGUUCAACAAUGAAGUGACAAAUAUGGAUAAUUACAGGGAGAAAGUCUUCAAUCUUAUUCCCAGUCUACGAUAUCUUGACGGAUAUGAUGCCGAUGAUUGCGAGGUCGACAGUGAAGGGGAGGAUGAUGAAGUCAAUGGAAAUGAAGAUGGAGAAGGAGGUGGCAAUGAAGAAGACAGUGAAGAAGUUUCAGAUGAAGAAGACGAGGAGUUCCUGGAUGACGACCCAGGAUUAGAUAUCGUCUACAAGGAUAAGAUUGACAGUGACGAGGAGGAUUAUAUGGGCGAAGAAGAAGAGGAAGAUGAUGAUGAGGAUAACGAAGACGACGAGCAGGAGGAAGAAGAAGAAGAAUCUCCUGUUCGAGGAAAGAAAAGAAAAAUUGACGAAGUAGGAGGAGAGAAUUUGAACGCUUAAGAUGGAGAGGGCUGUCUCUGGUACUGUUGAAUGAGUGUAAAAUUCAUAUAAAUAAUAACAAUAAUUGCGAUGCCGAGUGAACAGCUGGGAAUCAAACUAAUCGACCGACCAAUGACAGACUACAGUUAGUGAUAUGAAUUUAUCAGUAAAUCAUUGACUGCGAGGAAAUUGUCUGUGUAACAACAAAAGAUUUAUCGUAUGAUAGAAGCGGAAUGUGAAUGAAAAGCGCAGUGAGGAAAACUGGGAAAGAAACGGAUAAUGAUGGCAUAAAAAUAGGGCUGCAUUCCAGCUGGACACAGCACAGUUUUAGUUAUACUAACGAUAUUUUAUAUAGAGUAUAUAGAGUUAGAGUAUUAGUGGUGUUGCAUAGAGUGGGAAGAAGAUCGAGGGGAAAAAGCGCGAGAGAAAGGGAAAAGGAGAGGGCGAAAGUGAGAGCAUGAGAGAGCCGAGAGAGUGCGCGUGUGUGUAUGCGCGUGCGAAAGAGACGGAAAUAGAUCGCGGGAGGUAGCGGGGUUUUACACUUGAAGGAGCAUCUUGUCUGUUAGCUCCUGUCGGCCAAAGGCUGGUCACGCUGGAAUGCGGUCAUCGUUAAUCAGUAAAUAAGGUUACAUAAGUUACAUUUUAAAUACAUUAUUAUUGUACCGUGAAUAAGUAUAGAGUAAAUGAGGAACAACUUUUGUACAGGUUUACACCAUACAUCGAGGUGCAUUAUAUGCCUCUGUGAUUUUUGGGACAGAAAAUAAAGAGAGAAAUAUAUGUUACUCGUAUACGUGUAAACGUAUAUAUCCGACAAGGGAUGGUGGGAUGGGGAUUAAGGAAGAGUACGUUAAAACAGAAAACAAAAAAAAAUACAAGACGGUUGCUGCGAACGAUGGCAAAUUGUGCGCGUUCUUCGCAAGAACGUUUUACAUUACGGAGAUAUCCGAUAUCAACGAGUGACGGAUAGCGAAUAGAAAAUAAUAUCGUAAUAUUUAUAUUAUUGUUUUCAAUCGCGUGAUUCCGAUAGCAGAGGAGCGAGAGUUAGGACCGUUUAUAUCCAGAUAACGUGGAACACGAAAUUCUCCGAUACACCUCGACGUGUCGAGCGUUGCACAUAACGCGGACCCGGUGUUAUCCUAACUUAGACUUUUUUCUAGUAAGUUUUAAGUUCCAGAUAUUCUAUGUACAACGGCGAUCGACCGCCCGACGCAUGGCUGUUAGGAUUAUUGUUAUUUACUCUCGGGCAUUGCGUAAAUGUUGUGCUCUAAUAUAAUGUAAAAGGAUCAAUUUGA
Messenger RNA from Temnothorax curvispinosus, 2539 nucleotides. RefSeq names its product acidic leucine-rich nuclear phosphoprotein 32 family member A-like (gene Mapmodulin). The coding region runs from base 513 to 1268 and encodes 251 amino acids. Gene Ontology annotation, molecular function: histone binding. Lineage: Eukaryota; Metazoa; Arthropoda; Insecta; Hymenoptera; Formicidae. The record is from RefSeq and is a predicted model, not a curated record. The transcript is spliced from 8 exons. Gene Ontology annotation, cellular component: nucleus.